Mycena citricolor is the source of this 4302-nucleotide messenger RNA. Lineage: Eukaryota; Fungi; Basidiomycota; Agaricomycetes; Agaricales; Mycenaceae. The record is from the annotation of a GenBank genome assembly.
UCCAGCCUGUACUUCACUGUACGAUCAUGUCCGUUCCCGGGGCGGCGUUCGGGCCACUGCCAUUUGGUUGGACUCAACAUCAAAGCCCCACCGGACAGCUGUACUACCACAACGUCAACACGAAGGAGUCCACCUACACGCGCCCCCUCCCGCCACCCCCCGCGCAGGAGAAGAAGAAGAAAGAGAAGCCGCUCGUGAAGACGCCGAUCCCGGGCACGGACUGGAUACGCGUGCAGACGACCGAGGGCAACACGUUCUACUCGCACAAAAUCGACAAGAAGAGUGUGUGGGUCGUGCCGGAUGAGAUUCGCGCGGCUGUGCAGGCGAUGGAUGACGCCCACGGGGAGGACGACGGCGUGGCGCACGAGAUCGACAGGGUCAAGAGCGAGGUGGCCGCGGCCGUGAAGCGCAAAGCGGAGGAUCCGACCGUUACGGGAAAGCCGGCGGUCUCGAAGAAGGCGAAAGUGGAGGAAGUAGGCGAGGACGACGAGGAGGACAGUGAAGAUGGAGACGAGGUAGAGGAGGAUUGGGAGAAGGAGGCCGCUGCUCAACUGGAGGCAGAGGCGGAGGAGGAAAUGCAGCGACAGAGGGACGAGACGGAACGCGUCAAGGCGGAGGCUGCAGCGGAAGCCGAGCGUCUGCGCAAGGAGUCGAUCCGUCUUAACCUUCCCGACCGCGUUGAUCUAUCAACACUUCUCCGUGAAAAGGAUAUCAAUCCGUUACAACCAUGGGAUGCGGCCCUGCCCCUGUUCGUAUCUGAUCCUCGCUACGUCUUGCUUUCGUCUGUUUCUGCCCGACGGGAGGCCUUCGAUGAUUACUGCCGGGAGCGCGCGCGCGAGCUACGACAAGCGAACGUCAAGAAGGAGGUAGAGACUCUGACCCCGAAGGAAGAGUUCGAACGGUUCCUGAAGGACGAAGUCAAAAGCACACGAACCAAUUGGUCCGAGUUCCGCCGGACCUGGAAGAAGGAUCGCCGGUUCUAUGGCUGGGGUCGUGACGAUCGAGAACGGGAAAAGAAGUUCAAAGAGUGGAUCAAGGAGUUGGGUGAAAAAAAACGGGCCGCUGCUCUCAAAGCAGAGUCAGACUUCUUUGCUCUACUGCGCGAGAAUCUCAUCGGGAAACCAAGUAUGCCUUGGAAAGAUGCGAAGCGUGGGCUUGCGAAGGACCCCCGGUACGACGCUGUUGGGUCUUCGUCACUUCGCGAGGAACUGUACGAUACUUUCAUGAAGGGCAAUGCGUUGAGCAGUGCGUCAGGCUCCAAGGCGAUUGAAAAGGAGGAAGAUAAACCUGAGGAGGAGACGUACGAAGAACAGCAGAGAAAACGGAAGGAGAGAGCUUCACAGGCUCUGAAAGACCGGGAAAGUAAAGUGAAAGCUGAUAUGGAGCGAGUGGAUGCUCAGAUUGGGCGCUCGCGGCAGAUCAGUGACAAGGAGGAGGGCGAGCUUUUGUUCAAGAGUCUGUUGACAGACGCAGUGCGGGAUCCACAGAUGACCUGGGACGUUGUUGUUCCCUUAUUGUCAGCGGACCCGCGGUUCCAGCUCUCGCCUCUUUCGACGGGUACACAGCGGGGCCUGUUCAAUGCACAUGUGAAUCAUCUGCGCUCCAGGCACAUGGCGUCACUUCACGCGUUGUUCGAGCAACAAGCGCCAUCACUGGUAACUGAAUUCGACGCGUUGCCGCUGUCCGAGCUACUCGAUGCACCGCCCGUCACGAGAUUAGGCUUCGAUGUUCGUGCGCUCGAGGAUGAAUUCAGCCGCUGGCGCAGACAACGAACGAGCGACUGUCGCAAAGCCUUCGACGAGAUGCUAGCAGAGAACGCAUUCAUCGAAUUCUGGGGGAAACUGAGGAAAAUCGGGGGUGAAGGGGUUGACGGCGGAGUCAAAGCUGACGAGGAAGGGAUGAACGAAGAUGAAGGGGCCGGUGGCGGGGGCAAAGUCGACAUGAAAGUGCUCGCCAAGAGCGUUGAUGUUGCUGAGAUUGAGAAAGUUCUGAAGAACGACAAGAGGUAUGUGAUGUUUGAUCAUGUUCCAGAACAAAGGGAGCAAUGGAUCAGGAGCGAUGUCGCCCGUCUUCGCAAGAUCGUGAUCAACAGCCUCUACUCGCACAAGGAAAUCUUCCUGCGUGAACUCAUCUCGAAUGCCAAUGACGCCGUGGAGAAGCUACGACUGACGUCCCUCAAGGACAAGUCGCUCUGGGACGGCAGCGAGCUGAACAUCACCAUCGUGGCUGUGAAGGACGAGGACGGCAAGGGCGGUCGUCUCAUCAUUUCCGACACCGGCAUUGGCAUGACGCCUGCUGAGCUGUCCACUAACCUCGGUACUCUGGCCAAGUCUGGCACAUCCGACUUCCUCGCUCAGGCCGAUUCUUCCGACGCCACGGGCACGGGCAACUUGAUUGGUGCUUUCGGUCUCGGUUUCUACAGCAGUUUCCUCGUCGCGGACCGUGUGCAGGUCGCCUCCAUCUCUCCCAAGUCAGAAAAGAACCCGACUCCCGCGCAACACGUCUUCACAUCCAGCGCCGACGACAGCUCGUACGAGAUCUUCGCUGACCCUCGCGGCGCGACGCUCGGCAGUCAUGGAACGGAGAUCACCCUGUUCUUGAAACCCGAUGCGGUCGAGUACCUUGACACGGACAAGCUUACUGCCUUGGUCAACAAGCACUCGUCGUAUUCAUCCACGUUCCCCAUCUACCUCUUCACUCAAACAGAGGAUGAAGUCCCUGUCGAGGAUGAGGUUAAGGAGCCCGUCGUAGUCGAUGACGAGGCCGCGGCGCAGAAGCCUUUGGACGACGAUGAGGCUGUUGUCGAGGACGCCUUCGAAGAGGAUAAGGCUACACCUGCUCCACCGAAGACCAAGAAAGUCAUCGUCGACGAGUGGGUCAAGUUGAACGCUCUUCCUCCGUUGUGGAUGCGUCCACCUUCUGAGGCUGCUGACGAGGACUACGAAUUGUUCUACACUGCGUUCUGGAAGGACUUCAACAAGCCUUUGGGCUGGUCGCACUUCUCUGGUGACUCCGAGUCAGGGACUUCGUUCAAGUCUAUUAUCUAUCUUCCCAGCAAGCUGGGCGAGGAAUACUGGAAGCAGCCGUUGGCAUACAAGUCGAAUGACAUCAAACUGAUGGUCAAGCGCGUGUUCAUCACCUCGGAUCUAGGUGACAACGUCCUUCCUAGCUGGGCUGCUUGGCUCAAAGCUGUUGUUGAUGGAAAGUUCAAAAAGGUCAUCGAGGUCUACGGCAACGUUUUCAAACUGGGCGCCGUGGAAGACGCCAAGAAUGCUGACAAGCUUCUCGGUUUGGUUCGUUUCUCCACCAACCAGAGGAACUUCACCUCGCUCGGACAGUACGUGGAGAACAAGAAGCAGGGCCAGAAGCAGAUCUUCUACCUGGCUGAGAUGGGCAAGACCAUCGAUGACCUCGCCCAGAGCGUGUUUGUCGAGAAGCUCCACGCUCGAGGAUACGAAGUUCUCCUGCUCAACGAGCCGCUUGACGAGAUUCUCGUGCAGAACCUGAGACAGUACAAAAACUUGCCCUUCCAGGAUGUCGCCAAAGCCGGACUCAAGUUUGGUGACGAAGAUGUCGAGGCUGAGGAAAAGGCCGAGCGCGAGGAAAUGACUGUCAAGUUCGAGCCGCUGAUCAAGUACCUCAAGGAGCACAGCAGCGACACUGUCCGUGAUGGCAAGUCGUAUUGCUUCUUCCCGUGCGCUGUUGUUGCGGAGAGCUACGGCUACACCGCGAAUGUCGAGCGGAUGAUGGCGUCGUCGAACCAGAAACCCCAAAACGCGGCCAUGCAUGAGUUCGCUCGGAAGGCGAAGGUUCUCGAGAUCAACGGCAAGUCGCCGUUGAUCGAGGGUAUGCUCAAGCGGGUCCAGCAACUUCCCGAGGACGAGGAGGAGCGGGAUUUGGAGGCUGAGAAGGAACUGGAAGAGGUGACUUCCAUUCUGAUCGAUGGUGCUCUGGUGCGCUCUGGCUUUGAGGUUACCAACUCCAACACGUUCUUCACUCGCGUCGACCGGGUUCUGCGUCGAUCUCUGGGCGUUUCUGAGACGGCUCCAACGGACACCAAAGUGAAGCCGGCUCCGCCCGUUGACCCUGAACUGCCCACAGAAGAGGAGAUGGCGGCGGCGGCAGCAGCAGCGGCAGAACCUAUCCACGUCGACGUGCCACCAUCACCGCCGCAACCGCAAUGGGAAGUGGAGGAAGUCGACGAGUUUGGAGAACCCGUCGUCCGAGCCCAUGACGAGCUAUGAUUCGGGUAGCUUAGCAGGAUAUCAAAAAAUAUCAUUAUAGUAUCUGCAAGUGGUUCAG